AUGAAGUUUGAGAAUGUGCUGGCAGAGGUAAAUGGCUUUGGGAGAUUCCAGGUCAGGAUGAUCAUCUUGUUGAUAAUUUCUCGAAUGACUUUGCCAUUUCACUUUCUGCUGAAUAAUUUCAUCGCGGCUAUUCCCUCUCACCACUGUGACAUCAGCUCUCUGAAUGAUGGAGAUUUUUUUAGGAAUUUAUCUCAGGCAGAGAGGCUUGUUGUUAGUAUUCCAAUCCAAGAGGAUGGAACUCCAAACUCCUGUCGGAUGUUUGCAGACCCUCAGUAUCAUCUGCUGCUCAACUCCUCCAACAUGACUGAAAUCACUACAGUGCCGUGCCAGAAUGGAUGGGUGUACGAUGACACAACAUUCAAGUCGACUCUAGCCACAGAGUGGGAUCUGGUUUGUGAUAAGAGAAGACUGAACAGAGCCAUGGCCACUAUCUUCUUCAUGGGGGUCAUGCUUGGAGCAGCAGUGUCUGGUUAUCUUAGCGACAGGUUUGGCAGGAAAAGAGCACUUCUGGUGUCCUAUGUGACAACCACCCUCUUUGGAUUUGCAAGUGCUUUCUCAUAUAAUUUAACCAUGUUUGUUGUCAUGAGGUUCUUUACUGGACUUGGAAUUUCUGGAAUAAUGAUAAUCAGCUUUGCCCUUUGUAUUGAAUGGGUGGACAUCAAGCAUCGAACUGUAGUGGGCAUUUUAUUGAGCUUGGACUGGACUGUUUUUCUUAUUCUGCUGCCUCUUGUGGCCUAUUUUCUGAACGACUGGAGGCACCUGACUGCUGCUGUAACCACCCCACUGUUUCUAGCAAUGAUCUCUUGGUGGUGGCUCCCUGAGUCUGCCAGGUGGCUUAUAAGCAAUGGGAAAGUCAACAGUGCUCAUUUUUACUUGAGUAAGUGUGCAAAAGUCAACAGCAGAGAGCAGUUCAUGGUUGACAUAAAGCCUGAGAAUUUGUCCAAAGUAAUACUUGUUGAAAAUGAAAACAAAAAAUAUUCUUGUGUGGACCUUGUGAAGACACCAGGGAUGAGGAGACUUGCUCUACUUACUGGCGUUGUGUGGUUUGGAGUAGCCUGUACUUAUUACGGGAUCAGCUUGAAUAUCGCUGGAUUUGGUGUGAACAUUUAUCUCACACAGUUCCUCUACGCCGCCAUUGAAAUGCCAGCAAAAUUAUUAGUCGUUUUCUUCUUGGUCAGAAUAGGUCGAAGGUUGAGUCAGACUGCAGCAAUUGUUCUGACUGGACUGUGUGUUUUCUGCAACAUGUUUAUCCCUCAAGAAAUGAGGUCGUGCCGGACAGCUGUAGGAGCUUUGGGCAAGAUGUUUGCAGAGGCAGCUUUUACAAUCGUUUAUCUGUAUACAGCAGAGCUCUACCCCACAGUGAUGAGACAAAAUGGAUUGGGUUAUAGUUCGUUCAUGGCCCGUAUCGGAGUGUCUGUAUCCCCACUGAUCUCUCUCCUUGAGGAAGUGUGGCUCCCUCUACCGAGUACCAUUUUCUCCCUGCUUGCUUUUGCUGCAGGCCUGACAGCUUCUUUUCUUCCUGAGACACAAAACAUGCAUCUUCCAGAGACUAUUGAAGAUGUGGAACAGACGAGGUACUUUUCCUUAUUUCAUAAUCCUCACUGCACAUCCAAACAUUCACAAUGAAUGUUAAAUGUUAUAAAACAAAAAUAUCUUUUCUGUUUCAGACGACGAUCGAACACCGCUUGUGAAGAUACAUCUCUGCCUUAAAUGUUUUCUUCAUUGCAACCAAAAGGCGACUAAAAGACUCUGAGGUCCAGUAAUUGGUCGCAGGGACUUCCAGGGAAUAUCAGUGGACAUGCUCACGAAUACUGGGCUGCAGAGACAAGCUGUAAAAGAAAUCACAGUGUCAAUUUAUAAAAGUGUUAUAGCAAGCUUGUUAGCAGUACACAGUACUUUAACAGUUUCCUAUUUACACAUGAAGCAGAUAUGGAGUAAGAAUUCAUUUGUUUCUGAUCACAUAGCAAAUAAAAAUCUAACAUUCACUUUCCACUAACUGUGGAAUGGUGAAAACUGCUGCUCACUGCAUGUGAGAACAAUGGAGACAGGAGCAGUAACAAUAAAAUUAAAACAAGCCUUAAAACUAAGAGGCAUGAUCUGAUCUGAAGCGCUUCUUACAGCUGAGGCUAACUGUGGAGUGAUGAUUCUCUGUGGGUUCAUCGCUACAGUCAACAUCUUUCACACAGAUGUAGUCUGACUUUUUAAAAAAAGCACAUACAGUAUAUAAUGUUGUACAAUGUAGCAUUUCGUGAUUACAUUUACUACAAAACCCUACAAUGAUUUAACUUCUGUUGUACUUUUCAACAUCAACUUUUUUUUUUUCCAGAUUUGGUAAAAGAAUUGUCAACAGGGGCUGUAUAUGAACACACAAAAAUGUCCUUAAAGCUGCAAACUAAGUUAGUGGUAAAAGGCAUUUAUUGUUUAAGUAAAUUGAUAUUGGAUUAUUAUUGUUGGAUAUGUGUGAAAUUACAUGUGUUGACAUAUCAACUGUUUUACAUGCUUGAAUGAAUAAAUAAAUCAAAUCAAUUGUUUAACUGAAAUGGGGGGUCAAAGUUCUACUUGUUAAUUACAUACAACAUGCAGAUCUGUAGUAAAAUAAAGUAUUUUAAUGAAAAGUGCCUGAUUGUUUCCUGAAGAGCUCACUCAAUAUUUUGAUUAUCUCAUAAGCUGAGCUUCCUAUUAGAUGAUACAAAAAAGGAAAUUAACUUCAAGAAAAUGCCCGUUAAGAUAAAAAAAAUAAAACAAAAACCAACAACAAUGUACUAAGUUGUUCGACAGAAAAAGAAAUAUGUUUAACAGUUUACUGUAGCUAUUUAAACCUGGGUACUGGAGCAUUGUAUACAACAGCCUAAAACCUUUCUUUACCAAAUAUUAACACAAAAAAUUUUAACCCAACAGGGACUACAAUACUUGAGCAACAACUGGCUUCACUAAUUGAUAUGUACACAGAAAUUAAGUCAAAGCUCCUUUAUUAAAGAAACAAAGCAAGCACAAAUCUUUUUUUAAUGACUCAGCAUUCUUCAAUAGGAAAAAGUCAACCACCUAGAGGCCGACACGUUUCUGAUAUUCCUUUUGAAAAUUUUCACAGCCAGGUCCAAUAUUUGCUGCUGAUAUUUCAUCUGGCAUUACAUUUGGUUACAGAAUAAACAUUGAUAGAAAAAAAAAAA
Messenger RNA from Monopterus albus (swamp eel), 3167 nucleotides. Its product is annotated as solute carrier family 22 member 7-like. Gene Ontology annotation, biological process: transmembrane transport. Gene Ontology annotation, molecular function: transmembrane transporter activity. The record is from RefSeq and is a predicted model, not a curated record. Gene Ontology annotation, cellular component: membrane. The transcript is spliced from 9 exons. The coding region runs from base 1 to 1626 and encodes 541 amino acids. Lineage: Eukaryota; Metazoa; Chordata; Actinopteri; Synbranchiformes; Synbranchidae.